Messenger RNA from Passer domesticus (house sparrow), 837 nucleotides. RefSeq names its product glutamine-rich protein 2-like. The record is from RefSeq and is a predicted model, not a curated record. The transcript is spliced from 5 exons. Bases 289 to 822 code for a protein of 177 amino acids. NCBI's taxonomy places the organism in Eukaryota, Metazoa, Chordata, Aves, Passeriformes, Passeridae.
GGGGGCAGAACUGGUGUGGGGAGGGAGAAUUUCCUGAGCUCAGGGGGUCCCUCACCCUCCAGAUGGUGGGACCAAGCUCACCAGGCUGACGGGGCAAAUGGGGCCACAGCAGCCUGAAAGGGCCAUGCUGGCCUGGGGGAAGCACUCCUCCCUCUCCCCUCACACACGCUGGCCCUGCCUGUCCUUCCUCAUCCCUUUCCCCACCGCUCUCCUGCUCUUCCCCUCUGCUAGAAGGCGGACAAAGCUGCCUUGGGCAGCAAAGUCAAUUGCAGCCAAUUUGAAGAGAACAUGGAGGAGCUGGAUGAGAGGAUGGAGGAGUUGCAGAGCCAGAUUUCAGGCCAGGAGCAGCACUGGAAUAAGAUGCAGCAGCAGAUCAGUGAUGCAAUGGAAGAGAAGCUGGAUCGCCUGGAGCUGAAGACGUUCCGCAAACACCUGGAGGACUCCUGGAACAGGAACAUGGAAGAGCUCGAGAAUAGGCUGUCGCGUGAAAAUGCUGCUGGGUAUAAGAAGCAGCUGCCAGUGCCUUUCACGUGCCUGUCCUGUGACCGCAUGCUCACCGUGCAGGUUCCUGGCCAGUAUCCCGAGACACUGCCGUAUUUGCAGCCAAUGCCCCCCAGCAAGGAGCCACAGCACAGCCAAAGGAGGCAGUUGGUCAAUGGCAGGGUCCCCCGUGUGCCGCAGAGCUCUGGGGACCAUCAGAGCCGCAGCUCCACCAUGCAGAACAUCAAGGCUUCUCCAUAUACAAGUGCAGAGCUGCAGCGUUUCCUGGUACUCCACAACAAGGUAGGCAUGAUGAAGGUGGGGACACAGAAUGGCGACUGAGGCUUGAUGGCAUUG